Molecule: messenger RNA, 1104 nt
Organism: Fusarium oxysporum Fo47
Lineage: Eukaryota; Fungi; Ascomycota; Sordariomycetes; Hypocreales; Nectriaceae
Product: SDR family NAD(P)-dependent oxidoreductase
Exons: 3
Coding region: 1-1059 (352 amino acids)
Molecular function (GO): oxidoreductase activity, acting on the CH-OH group of donors, NAD or NADP as acceptor
Source: RefSeq, a predicted model, not a curated record
AUGGCGAUCUCCAGGGAAACACCAAACCCCGCAUCGCGCCACCAAAUGAAGUAUUGCUCUUCACAAAUCUUGAUCCGGGAAGAGACACUGCCCGCGAUCGUAUCUACAACCAACAAAGCUCUCGUCAAGCAUCCUUACACAGUUCCCAGCCUCAUUUCAGCUUCUCAAGUUACCUCCAACAACCAAAACACCAUCAAAAUGGGCGAGAAAAUUUUGCCUACCAGAGAGCUUGAUCUAAUUGGUAAAGUCGCGGUCAUCAGCGGUGCAUCACGAGGUAUCGGUCGCGCUAUAGCAUUCAACUUGGCAUCUCGAGGAUGUUCUAUCCUGGGCACUUGUGUCAGCAACAAAGGUAUUGAUGCUCUAUCAUCAGGCCUGAACGAUGAGGUCACAGAACUUGUCUACAAAGCCACAUCAAGAGAGCGUCCAGCAGGUCAACAGAUCAAAGGGAUUAUCGCCGACGUAUUCUCUAGCGACUGCGCCAAAACAAUUGCUGAUGCCCUUGAGAAGUCCUUUGACGGUCGCGUUGACAUCCUGGUGAACUCAGCCGGUGACCCUAUGCCCGGUGUCAUUGGUCAAAUGACCACUGAAGAGAUUCAGAGAAGCCUUCUAGGCAACGUCCAAACCCCAGUUCAGAUCGUCGAAGAGCUCGUUCGUCGAAAACUCUUCCAACCCAACAGCCGUAUCAUCUACAUAUCAUCAGUCCGCUCGCGCCUCCCAUGGGCCGAUCAACUGAUGUACGCAGCUGGAAAAUCAGCCGGCGAAUCACUCUGUCGAACAUGGUCGCAGGCAUUUGGUGGAAAAGAUGAGCGAUACGCUUUUAUGGCUGGAACGACUGCGAAUGCAGUCACCGCAGGUUUGACGGAGACUGACGCUGUUAUGGAUUGUGGACCGGAGGUUGUCAAGACGUUCCAGGAUGAGUUCUUUCCCUUGCAGAGUAUACCUAAGUUUGGGCAGCCUGAGGACGUGGCUGAUGUUGUAGGGAUGCUUUGUGGGAAUGAUGGAAGAUGGAUUACUGGAUCUGUUAUUAGUGCGAGUGGUGGGUGUAUCAAGAUGCAAUAAAGUUUUAGCAUAUCACAAAUGGCAAAAUGGAACGAAUACUUUCCC